AUGUCUCUGUCUAUACCUGACGAAAACGAGAAGAACUGGGAUCCCUCAAACAGCGAUGCCUUCGCCGACACCGAAGUAAACUGGAAGGAACAAGAUCCUGAUGCAUAUAACCCAGAGUGGGAUGACGAGACAGUGAAGAAGUGGGAGUUACCGCGCAAGCCUCGGCAGCCGCAGCCAGGUCCGUUCGGCGAAGGACCUACGUACAUGCCAAAGAAAGCUAUGCGACUGGCCGAGAAGUUCAAAGAAUCUGGCUUGCAGAUUAUUGUCAAGAUGGCAAGCAUAGAACUGACUCCAGAGAAGCCGGAAUUUCCGGCUGGAGGCUGGCAUGGUCAGAUGAACGAACACAUCUGUGCCACAGCCAUCUCAUACGUUGACAGCGAGAACACAACACCAUCUAGUCUGUCGUUCUGCAUGCGGACUUCGGAUUACCUGGAUGAUGAGUAUCAGGUCGGUCAAGAUGCUUACCACUGGAUGCAACAAGUGUACGGGACGAAUCUUGGAUGUGGUGCUAUGGGCACUUGUCUGCAGAACUAUGGUAGUGUUGAGACACGCGAGGGAAGACUUAUUGCUUUCCCCAAUGUCUUCCAACACCGCGUAUCUUCCUUCCGGCUCCAAGAUGCAACCAAGCCUGGCCACCGACGAUUCAUUGUGCUCUGGCUCGUCGACCCUAACCUCCGCGUCAUUUCAACCGCCAACGUGCCACCCCAGCAACUGGAUUGGUAG
This is a messenger RNA of Anthostomella pinea, 723 nucleotides long. NCBI's taxonomy places the organism in Eukaryota, Fungi, Ascomycota, Sordariomycetes, Xylariales, Xylariaceae. The record is from the annotation of a GenBank genome assembly.